Protopterus annectens (West African lungfish) is the source of this 6131-nucleotide messenger RNA. RefSeq names its product starch binding domain 1 (gene STBD1). Gene Ontology annotation, cellular component: membrane. The coding region runs from base 206 to 5743 and encodes 1845 amino acids. Gene Ontology annotation, molecular function: starch binding. The record is from RefSeq and is a predicted model, not a curated record. NCBI's taxonomy places the organism in Eukaryota, Metazoa, Chordata, Ceratodontiformes, Protopteridae. The transcript is spliced from 2 exons.
GGGUGGGCUCAGCUGGAAUAUGUGUCUGAUUGAUGAGGUGUGUCAAUAGUAAAAUUAGGAAUUCUGAGCAUGAUCAGCUAUAGAAUACAUAAUAGCUAAGAGUUGUUUUUGGCACCUUUAGAAGAAGUCUGCUCUUGAAAGUUUUACAUGGUUUGCUAUGGUAUAUCCUUAUUAAGAGAAUUAUUUGAGUUAGUCUUUUGCUAAAAUGUUUGAAGGAUUUUGGUCAGUUUUGCUGAUGGGUUUUAUUACAGCUUUUUGUGGUUGGGUUUGGCUCAGCAGACAGCAGAGAAGUAAAUCUAGCCAGUCCAAAGUAAAAGCUGAAGAAAAGACUGGUGGUGUAGGGGAAGACCUUCUGUAUCCUUCUACAAACAUUGUUGCUGAGGAGUCUAUGAAAAAACUGGAAGAACUGAAACAGAAAAGUUAUGAUUUUCUUGCUCCAGAAAAUGGGAUUAUACAAGAGUCCAAGUCAAGCUGCCUCUUGCAUGAUUUUGCCUGGACUAAUGUCCCUUCAGAGCAAAAACAAACUGUUUCUAGUCAUAGCCCUAUGGGAGGAAGCACUACUUCCAGAGAUAGUGAAUGUUAUCCAGGUACCAUACCUUGUGGUGAUGUGGCCACUGCUUUUAUUUUGCCCACAAGACUGUUGGUCCCAGAAAGUGAGAAAGUGGAUGUAUAUAUGCAUGUUAAUGAGUACUUCAUGCUACCGAAAAGACGAGAAUCUGGACCUGUGGCUAAAAGACCCUUUGUGCAAGGGAGUGAUAUGGUAGUAAGUGAAGAGCCAAUGACUCAGUGCAGGCAUCCUGAAAGAGAAUAUGUACAAGCAGUUGUAAGCAAUGACCAACUGGAAACAGUUGAGAGUGCUAAAAGUGAGCAAGACUUCAAACAUAACCUAAUACGUAAUGGAAAUGGGGAGGAUACGCUAAAAGAAGCUGUAGAACAGCUAAAUGCUAAAGUGAAGGUCCUAGUGCAAGAGGAAUCCAAGGAAAAUGCUGCACAAUUACAGGCUAUAGGGAACUGCAAAGGUGCAGUUGGAGUUCUUUCAACCAUUUCUAGUGAAAGAAAGGACCAAGAACAACAGUUUAUAAAAGUCUGUAAGGAUGUAGAUGAGAUGGCUGAAGAGUUAGCGGUUUCCCAGUGCAUUUCCUCUCUAAGAGAGGAAUCUGAACAAAAAAGCAUGGCUAAUAUAAGACCUCAUUUAGAAGAUGACACACAAAUAUGGGGGGGCAUACCUCAAGCUAAACGGACUGAAAGUGUGCUUGAAACUACAGUAGAGCAGAUGCAUGUUGCACCACGAGGAGUUCCUGAAGCGUAUAAGUUUAAGGCUGAAACUGCUGAAUUAUCUACACUCACACCACACAGAUUAGGUGUUGCUGUACAAAAGUUUGAACUUUGCAAGAUUAUAGCUGAAAAGGUUGUGGUACAGCUGAAUGUAGAUUAUGGUCAAGAGCAAAAGACUUCAAAAAGUUUGAGUGAGAAAGUAGGGAUCUUACUAAAUGAAGUGCCUCCGAAUGUGAAUUUACAACCGAAAUCCUCUGGAAUCUGUUGGAAUACAGCUGAAAGAAAUGAACAUGCUGCAGAGCUUUCUGUACAGUUAAAUACUAAAUGUGAUCAGGUAGCUGCAGCCUACCUUAAAGAUGCAGCUAAGAGAGUUGAGCAAAUAACUGUUGAAUGUGAACAACUACAGAAAAAGGAUACAUCAGAAAAGGUUACAUGGGCAACUGAAUGUGAGGAGUAUUAUGUGCAACAGGAAAUUGCAGAAAACUGUGAGGGACCUGAAAGAAUGAAGCAGAUUCCAGAGUAUGUAGCUGAAAGUGUGAAAUGGACAACUACUGAAUAUGUACAGGGCCAACAAGUAGCUUGUGUAGUGCCAAAAGCUUCUGACAUCCCUGAGAGCACAGCUGGAACAGUUGAAUAUGUGUUGGAGUUCUCACCAGGUAAAAGUGCUGAAGAGUCUGCGAUAGAGUUUUGGGAUGCAUCUGAGAGAGAGAAAUCUGUAGUUACUAAUUGGGAGCUUGGGCAGGAAACUGAAAUGACCAAGGGUACAGCUGAAACCAUGACAUGGAUAAAUUGGUGUGAACGGUCUGAAGAGAGCAAACUAGUGUGUCAAGCCAUAGAUGAAAAACUGGAACUUGAUAGCCUCUUCCACUCCCAUGAAGAACGUGAUCUGUGUCAGGACAUUGUGCAUGAUGAAGCUGUAGAAGUCUGUGAGGAUUCUGCUAAAAGUGUGGAACAGUUUACUUCUGAAUGUGAACUACCUCAGGAAGAGAUGAAACGGGAAGCUGUAGAGACCCCUUGGGUUACAGCUAAUGUAGAAAAAGAUGAAAUAAUCAUGGAAACAAGAAUGGAAUGUCAAGCUACUGCAGGCAAACUGUCCCAGAUUCAGGGCCUUGUGCACCAAGUUGCUACAGUGGCUUCUGAGGUUACAGCAGAAAGCAUGGAGCAGGUUGCAGAGAUCUUGGAUGGAGAUGUGAGAGUGGAUAACAUUGUAGACAUCUUGGUGGAUACAGUUGAAGGAAGGGGGUGGGUAACCGCUGCAUGUGAACUGCAUCCGAAGGAAGCAUUUGUAAAAGAGGCUGCAUCAGUUUCCAAGGAUGCAACUAAAACAGUGGAACAGGUAAAUACUGAAUGUGACUUGACCCAUGCCUCUGUGCAGCAUGUGGCUGUGGAGCUGGUUGCAGAGCCCACAGCAGGGAUAGUAGAACUGAUCACCACUCAAUGCAAAUUGUUCCAUGGUCAGGACUUUGAGCAACAUGUUAAUACAAACUUGUAUGGCACAGAUAAACAAGUGAAAUCUGUAACUACCGAGUAUAAGCCCUUCCAAGAGGAAGAAAAUGCAGAUGUAGAAACUUUUAAAGAUAUAGAAGAAACUGUGAAAGAUGUUGCAAAAAUCCUUGACACUGCUGAAAAAGCUGAAAAGCUAACUAUUGAGAAUUGCCCAUCUCAGAAGCUGGAUUUCGUGCAUUUGGCUAUUGCAGAGCUGCAUGAGGAUGUAACUGAAAGAUUGGAACUUGUAACUACUAAAUGUAAACCCCCUCGAAAGGAUGACUACUCUCAGCUGCAGCUACUGCUCCUUGUUGCUCAAAGAGUGAAUAAUGGAACUGUGGAAUGUGAGCUGAAUCUGAACAAGGGAUCUUUGCAGUGCAGUGUUGUAGAUCACUAUGACCAUACUGAAAGUGUGGAAAAGGGUGCAGAAGUUCCUGACCACACCAAUGAUAAAGUGGAACUUGAGCUAAAGAAAGAUACUGUGCAGCACGUGUCUAGACAGAUCACUGAAAAUAUAGCUGAAAGAUUGGAGGAGGUAGUAUAUUUAUGUGAAAUGCAGCAGGAGGAGGGCUCUGUACAACAAGUGGUUGCAGUUGUCUCUGAGGAUGCAGUUCAAAGUGUGGUAAAAGUAACUACUGAAAGUGAACAAUUCCAACAACUGGAUUAUACACAGCACAUUGAUACAGAGUUCUCUGACAGAGUGGAAGAGACUAAUGAAUGUGAGCUGUUCCAGAAGCGGGACUCUGCACAACAAAAGGUUACACUGGUCUCUGAGGAUAGACUUGAGAUAAUGGAAGACUUAACUACUGAAUGCAAAACCUGUCAGGAGAAUGACUCGCAACAGGCAACUGCGGUUAUCUCAGAAUAUGCUAGUGAAGAGGUAACUAAAUAUGAAUCACUACACCAGGAGGAUUUGCUGCAAUAUGAUACUGCAGUAAUCCUUGAGUGUUCCACAAAAGUGGAAGAGACCACUACUGAAUGUGAGCUAUCCCAGGAGAAAUCUGUGCAACCUGAGAUGUCUGAAUGUGAGGUGUCCCAAAAGAGUUUUGUACAGUGUGCAGUUGUAGAAAACAUUGAAUCCACUUCUGAAGGAGUUGGAAAGUUAGCUACUGAAUGCAAACUACAUGAGGAUAUCCAACAAACUACAGAAUUAUCACGGCAUCCAGCUGAAGGAGUGGAAAAGGUUGCAAGUGUGGCUACAGCUGAAAGAACAAAAUGGUUAACUGAAUGUGCUCUGCCCCAGAAGCCGGAUCCUGCCUCACAGAAGACUGCAGUAUUAUCCAAGGAAAUGGUUGCAAGACUGGAACAGGUAACUACUGAAUGCAAGCAGCUCCAGGAUGGGACUGUAAAUACCUGCUCUAAUGCAGUUCAUUCUUCAGAUGUAAUUCCAUACAAACUGCCUCGGGGCAAAGACUUUGAACAAAACGAAGAUGCAGCAAUCACUGAGGUUUCAGCUGGAAGAAUGGAACAAUUUCUUGAAUGUGAGUCUCCCCAAAUGUUGGAGAAAUCUGUGCGACAAACUACAGAAAUAUCCAAAGAUACACCUGAAAGAAUAGAAAUGAUUGCAGAAAUGAUUGAAGGUACAGCUGAAAGAAAACUAGUAACUAUUGAAUUUGAGCUACCUGAGAAGGUGGACUUUGAGAGAGAGAAACUGGUUACUGACAUGGUUAAAGUGAAUCUGGUAACAGAAUGUCUGUUUCACAUGCAACAGGAGGAUAUAGACAUAGCUGAAGGGGUAGACAAAGAGUUAAGUACUGAAUCUAAACUGUCCAGUUCAGAUGUGCUUGUACCACAGCCCACCACAUUUGAAAGUAUUGAACAGUCUACUAAUAAAUGUAAAUUGCCAAUAAAGGAUGCAAUACAAGAGGGAGCUAGAAGAAAUGAUGUACACAAUAGUACAGCUGCUCGUGAUGUGGAUGGAGGACUUGUGCAACAGUUGUCUUCUGAGAAACUUCCCCAUGUGGAUGAUCUUCUACAACAGGGGGAUGCAGCAGUCCUUGAUUGUACAUCUCAUAUCAGGGAGAAAGAGUUGCCUGUAUGCAACCUACUCGGUAGUAUCACAAGUGUUAUAAAACAAUUUAAUGCUGAAUGCAGUGUGUCAGUAAAUGAUCCAGUGCAAGAACUGAUUAAAGAGAAUGUAGUGAUACAAGCAGACAUGUCUGAAAAGUCAGGGCAUUUUACUAUUGCAUGCAAAACUUAUCAAAAUGAGUCUGCAGAAGAACAAUUGUCUAAUGCAUAUAGACCAUGUAGAGAGGAAACUGUGCAUUAUUCAAUGACUUGUGGAAAGGCUGAGCACUUACCUGGAAAACAUUGGCUAGCUAAAAAAUGGGAUCUCAAAAAUGAGAUUUUGGGUAUCAAAGAUGUUGACGAAAAUGUAUUGCACAAAUAUAGCACAGAGAAACUAACCAAGAACCAUAAAGAGCUCCAUGAUAAAAUCAAAAAGAAGGAAAACUAUCGUUUGAGUGAACUAGACUUGACUAACUUAGAAAGUGAAGAAGAGAAGUCUGCCAAAAAAGCAUCUGAACCAUGUAGAAAGAUCUCUGCAAACUGUGUUUUUGAAGACUUGGAAAACAAGUUGCAAAGUCAAACUUCUGAAUAUACACCAACUGGCAAAGUGGCCUUUAAGUCUGUAAAUAAAAUAAACAAAGAAAAUAAACGCACACUGAUUGCACCUACCUACCCUAUGCCUCAGAAUGUCCUUGUUAAUUUCAGAGUGCACUACAUCACACACACUGAUUCUCAGCAGAUUGCAGUUACUGGCAGUCAUGACAUUUUGGGUAAAUGGGAAAAGUGCAUCUCGCUGAAGAUAGAUAAAGAUGGUUUCUGGUCUGGUAAUGUUUUGUUGCCUGUAGAUACCAGAGUGGAAUGGAAAUUUGUGAUGGUAGACUCUGGCAAGUUCAGCCACUGGGAAGAAUGCAACAACAGAUUUCUAGAAACUGGCUUUGAGGAUCAAGAAGUCCACAGAUGUUGGGGAUUCCAUUAAGUCAUGCUAGAAAAGCCAAGUGACUGGUGAUUGGGCAAUGUAUAGUUGUGAAAUAAAAGCAAAGCUUCUACACUAUUGCUUCUUGCCAAGCACUUUAAACAUUAUUUUUUGUAGGUACACUAGAUGAGAGAUGGCUUGUUACAUGGAAGAGGCAGUGACUGAAUUAAAUUCAGAUGUUCAGUUUUGCAAAGUUGCUAGGUGGGGCUGAAAAGUCUUACAAGACUAUAAAGUAACAUUACCUUUUAAAAUUCCUUCUAUUUUGGGGAGAACUUGUUUUGGUUGCUUCAACACUGUUUAAUUGGAAGGUGAACUUGUGCAUUCUAAAAACACAAAUUUCAGAAUCCAUUAUUAAACUAGCAACAGAUCUAAUAAACUGGAAAUAACUUGA